AUGGUUGGCGUACACGAAAUCCUCAAAAAACGUAUCCUGGAUACAAUUGGAUCCGUCCAACCAGCUGGACGAUGGAAGGUCGUAGUGGUUGAUGCUCGAACACAGAAAGUUAUUUCGUCCGCCUGUAAGAUGUUUGACAUCUUAGAAGGGAAUGUCACUUUGGUGGAAAGUCUCGAAAAAUCGCGCCAGCCAUAUCCAACGUUGGAAGCUGUAUAUAUACUUACUCCUUCGUACGAAGUCAUUACAAAAGUAAUUGAAGAUUUUGCUAAGCACAAGACACCAUUGUAUGCUGCGGCUCACCUGUUUUUCACUUCUGGACUCGAUGAGAAAUUGUAUCAGAGACUGAAAACGUCUCCAGCUUCAAAUUAUAUACGAAAAUGUACCGAAAUUUAUAUUGAUUUUCAUGCCAUCGAAGCACAAGUUUAUUCCUUUGAUUCUCCGGAAAGCUUCUUCAAGCUAUACUCGCCAGAGGAAGCGUUUGGUUACGAGGAUGAAAUACGUCAAAUAGCAAAGAAACUCGUGUCAGUUUGUGUGACGUUGGGAGAGAAUCCUUUGAUUAGAUAUCAGAGGUCGCUUGAGGCUGAUCAUCCGACCAAGACUUUGAGUUAUAAAUUAGCUAUGCUCGUGCAGUCCGAAUUAGAUCAAUAUGUACGAGAUUAUCCUGAAUUUGGUAUGCAAGAAAAUCCUCGUCCAAGAGGAGUGCUCUUUAUUUGCGAUCGUUCACUGGAUAUGAACGCGCCAUUCUUGCACGAAUUUACGUACCAAGCGAUGGUUAAUGACCUUCUUCCUUUGGAAAAUGGUCAAAAAUAUUCCUACGCGUUUACCGGUCCAGAUGGCUCUUCACAAACGAAAGAAGCUAAUUUAGAUGAAUCGGACCAAAUUUGGGUUGAAAUAAGGCACAAACAUAUGAAAGACUGUAUCGAGAAGUUAAUGAAAGAUUUCAAUGAUUUUGUUGGGGAAAACGCCGGAUUUGCCGAUAAAGACAAAGCAGCGAGUUUAAAUGACAUGAAGAGAAUGUUGGCAAAUUUACCACAAUUUCAGAACAUGAAAGAGAAGUUUUCUGUGCAUUUGGGCAUGGCACAGGAAUCCAUGUCGCUUUUCGACAAACAAAAGUUGGCGUCAAUAGCAAAUAUCGAACAGGCAAAUGGACAUCACCCAAAGGCCAUAGUUGAAGACAUGGUACCACUAUUAGAUGAUCCAGUUGUAAGUUCAUAUAACAAAGUGAGAAUGCUUCUGCUUUAUAUGAUGUACAAGAACGGUAUUAUUGAGGAAGAUAGACGCAAAUUACUUGCUCAUGCGCGGAUAUCAUACGAUGAGAAUGAUGCAAUCAACAAUACUUUACUAUUUGGAGUCAAAUUGAUACGGUCGCCGCUGGGUAGUGAUAAGAGUAAGAAAUCUAAACAAAAAGUGAACAACGAAGGCGCAUACGACAUUUCGCGCUACGUACCACAACUAAAAAUUCACCUGGAGAACCAUAUCAAAGGCACGCUUGAUGUUACACAAUUUCCAUACGCCCGAGACCCAUCUGGGGACGGAGAAUCAAGAGGUCGGGCUGUACCCGUCCAGCCUGUUUCACUAAGAAGCACGCGUGCCGAGUGGUAUAAACGCGGAGCCCCUAGCGAAACGCGUGCAAGUCGCUUAAUAGUUUUCGUGGCGGGAGGUGUAACGUACUCUGAAUUGCGCAGUGCUUAUGAGUUAUCGGAGAAACAUAAUAAAGAUGUAAUCAUAGGAUCAACACACAUAAUUACGCCCACGAAAUUUGUAGACGAUCUAAAAUUGCUGCGACGGCCCCCCCGCCCUUCAGCAUCGGUCCAACCCCCUACGUUAGCACCACCUCUCCCACAACGCCCACCGAAUUCUGCUCCCACACCUUACUCCAAUCAACCUCCCGUUUCUUCCGCUUACGGAGCAUCGCCUAAAUCAUUUUCUGGUUUACCAUCCCAACAGGGGUAUGGCGCAUCAGGGUAUGCGAAUCACGGUGGAACAGGAGGCGCGUAUGGUGGAUAUCAAGGAAACCAUAAUCAACAAUACCCACCACCUGCCAAUGCUAGCUUUGGCCACGUGCAGAAGCCUUCAGCUGGUUCAUCGUAUAAGCCAAAGACCAAAUUGGGAAAAGAGUUGGGGAAGGUGUUUAAGUUUUAA
This is a messenger RNA of Paraglomus occultum, 2142 nucleotides long. NCBI's taxonomy places the organism in Eukaryota, Fungi, Glomeromycota, Glomeromycetes, Paraglomerales, Paraglomeraceae. The record is from the annotation of a GenBank genome assembly.